AUGUCCACCUCCAAGAGUUCUUCCAAGUCCAACAGCGACGGAAGAGUUGAUACUUCCACCUCUGGACCCAACGCCAAAGCCUCCGCCAAAUCAAGAGACGAGAAGGGCGAUGAAUGGAUCUCCAAGUCUACAAGCAAACUCGAUGACAACGGCUCCCCAAUCACAAAGAAGAUUUUCGGGCGCAGGGGCGAUGACGAGGAAGAUGAUGAUGACUCUGGAUCAAGCUGGACAUUUCUGGGUUCGAAGUCUUCGAGGUCCCGCACAUCUAGGUCCAAUGGAGACGACGAGACGAUGCCUGAGGCGGAUUCUAGUACGGGGAAAGAUUUUCAUACAAAGGCCGGGAAGGCUUCUGCUGGAGUGAAGGAUGGAGUCGCCUGGUCCAAAGCUGGCUAG
Molecule: messenger RNA, 393 nt
Organism: Pseudocercospora fijiensis CIRAD86
Lineage: Eukaryota; Fungi; Ascomycota; Dothideomycetes; Mycosphaerellales; Mycosphaerellaceae
Exons: 1
Coding region: 1-393 (130 amino acids)
Source: RefSeq, a predicted model, not a curated record